Messenger RNA from Lynx canadensis (Canada lynx), 1662 nucleotides. It is a transcript of the gene LRTM1, whose product is annotated as leucine rich repeats and transmembrane domains 1. Bases 1 to 1662 code for a protein of 553 amino acids. The transcript is spliced from 7 exons. NCBI's taxonomy places the organism in Eukaryota, Metazoa, Chordata, Mammalia, Carnivora, Felidae. The record is from RefSeq and is a predicted model, not a curated record. Gene Ontology annotation, molecular function: protein binding. Gene Ontology annotation, cellular component: extracellular matrix.
AUGGGUGAUCCUCAACCGGACAUCACCACUUCCUCCUUAGGAGGCCUGUCCUGCAUCCAGGAAGAGACGCUAGAACUGCAUUUCCCAGGACGUCCCCCACGCUCGGUUCCAGAAAAUGAGCUGAGAAUGUUUGUGAGCAAAAGGAGGCGUUCAGUCAAGGGAAAGGAAGGCAUGGGUCUAGGAGAAAGAAAGAGGACUACAAUAGAGGAACGUGGAGAGGAGAAAUCACAGGAGCCCAGCAGCCGGAUUGGAACAGGACCCUCCGGAUUGGAACAGGAUGGUGGAGGGUGCCAGGAGCAAAUUCUCCCCAAAUACUGGUGGAUAUCAGAUGUAGAAGAUCACAGUUCCACUCCUGGAUUGGUGGAGGAACUCAUGAUCGUCUCCAGAUUGCAGCCGGGUUUUAACAUACAAAGGGUGGUGCCCCCCGAUCCCCAAGCAGAUCCCCGGACUCUGUUCUAUGACAGCACCAUGUAUCUCCUCUUCCCGGCCCUUUGCAGGGCUGUGGUUUCUCGGAUAUUUGUUGUCCCGUGCAAGGCCGCUCUCUGCAGCAUCAUCUGUAGUGAAGGCAAGCAGCAGCAACUCAAAUGCCCACCAAUUGGUUCUGAUCUCAAUUUCUUUUCGUUGCUUGCAGGUGAACUGCUUCUGCUUUCCAGUGUGAUCUUCCUGCUCCGGGUGGUGUGUGGCUGCCCCACGAGGUGCCGCUGUCACUCACCCUCACAGUCUGUAGACUGCAGCCGGCAGGGUCUGGCUGAAAUCCCUCCCGAUUUGCCUCCUCAGACCCUAACGCUGCACUUGCAAGAUAACCAGAUACACCAGCUCCCUGCUUUUGCAUUCAGGUCGGUGCCACACCUCAGGACCCUGAACUUGUACAACAAUUCCCUUUCAGAUCUGGCCCCUGGAGUCUUCCAUGGACUUCAGCACUUGCAGGUCUUAAACCUAACCCAGAACUCCCUGCAUUCUCUGGAAAGCAGACUUUUCCAUUCCCUCCCACGGCUGCGGGAGCUUGAUUUGUCAUCAAACAACAUAAGCCACCUUCCCAUAUCCCUGGGUAAGCCUUGGGAAAACCUGACGGUAUUUGCAAUUCAACAAAACCAGCUUCAGCAGCUUGAUCGAGAGCUCCUAGAAUCCAUGCCCAACGUGAGGCUUUUAUUUCUCAAGGACAACCUCUGGAAAUGCAAUUGCCACCUGCUCAGUCUUAAACUCUGGCUGGAGAAAUUUAUCUAUAAAGGGGGAAUAACAGACAGUGUCACCUGUGCGUCACCCGACACCUGGAAGGGGAAGGACCUCCUGAAGAUCCCUCAUGAGCUGUACCAGCCCUGCCCUUUCCCUUCUCUGGGUGUGGGGACGUGGGGGGUGCAGCAGCUGGGUUCUGCCCACCGGCCGGGCCCCGGGUCUCCUGAGAGCCCCAGCACGGGGCAGCGAGACCGCUCGGAAUGUGAGCUCAAACCCAAGCCGAGGCCGGUUAACCUGCGUCACGCGGUGGCCACCGUCGUCAUCACCGGGGUUGUGUGUGGGAUCGUGUGUCUCAUGAUGCUGGCGGCCGCCAUCUACGGCUGUACCUAUGCGGCUGUCACAGCGCAGUACAAUGGGGGGCGCUUGGCUCAGACGGACGAGCCUGUGAAGAUGGAAGGGAAAGGGCCGCAUGACCUCGCACAAGCCUGA